AUGCUCCAAUGCCGCCGAUUAAUCUGGCGGCCUGCUAGGUUGGGCUUGAAUUUAUUCUUGCGAUCUGCACAUACCGCCGCCGCCGCAGACUCCGGCCUGUCUCCGGUCCUUUUGACGAGAGCGCGAUUGCUCGCCACCGAACAUGUGAAACUCUCGGAAAAAUUGGCAGAGGCCUUCGAUGCGAAGGUCGCCAAACGAGUGGGGGAGAUCGCCCCAGUUACAACAGUCCUGAAAGAAUGGGAUAGCGCGAACGAGUCGAUUAUCGAAUUAAAGUCUCUCCUAGAGCAACCCGAGACCGAUGAUGAACUACGAUCUCUCGCCAUUGAGGACCUAGACUCCACCCGGGAAGCCUUGCCUACGAUAUCAGACCGGCUCAAGAAGGCCCUGAUCCCCCGCCACCCAUUUGCAGAUCUACCAUGUCUCGUGGAAAUUCGCCCUGGAGCAGGAGGAGAUGAGGCAGGCCUCUUCGCAUUUGAGAUGCUUCGGAUGUAUAUGUCUUUCUGUUCUCGGCGAGGCCUUCGGCCAACGAUUUUGAAACAGGACGUCGAGGACGGAGCAUCGGAGGAUCGCCUGAGUGAAGGAGUCAUCGAGAUCGAGGCGGACGGUGCAUACGAUAUCAUGCGGACCGAGUCCGGGGUGCACCGCGUCCAGAGAGUACCAGCCACAGAAACCAAGGGCCGAACACACACCAGCGCCGUCAGUGUAAUGGUCUUGCCCAGUUUCCCAGAGAGCGGCAGCGGGGCGGACAAUGCCUUGAACUUUGAAGAUCCCAACAGUGACUACUAUAUCGACCCGCAAGAAGUGCGCGUGGAAAAGAUGCGAGCUAGCGGUGCCGGUGGACAGCACGUCAACAAGACCGAGUCCGCCAUUCGAUUGACCCAUAUCCCCACGGGCACCGUUGUCUCCAUGCAGGAUGAACGGUCCCAACAUUCCAACCGACGCAAGGCCUGGCAGGUGCUACGAGCCAAAAUCGCCGAGGCGCGCCAGGAAGCGCGCGAGCAGGAAUUGGUCCAAUUGCGCCGCGGUGCGAUGGGUGGAGUGGCUCGGAUGGGUCGCGGAGACAAGAUUCGCACAUACAACUAUGGGCAGAGCCGUUGUACCGAUCAUCGGAGCGGUACCACGAUUCACAAUCUUGACGGUGUCCUCGAUGGCGGCGAUGGCUUGGAGACGGUUAUGGAAAGCGUACGCACCUGGAUGGCUGACCGUGAUGUUGAGACCAUGGUAGCAGAAGAACUGCUAAAGGAGGAAAAGACGAAGAAGAAGUAA
Molecule: messenger RNA, 1266 nt
Organism: Penicillium subrubescens
Lineage: Eukaryota; Fungi; Ascomycota; Eurotiomycetes; Eurotiales; Aspergillaceae
Product: putative mitochondrial translation release factor (RF-1)
Exons: 2
Coding region: 1-1266 (421 amino acids)
Biological process (GO): translational termination
Molecular function (GO): translation release factor activity
Source: RefSeq, a predicted model, not a curated record